Messenger RNA from Talpa occidentalis (Iberian mole), 2943 nucleotides. It is a transcript of the gene IMMP1L, whose product is annotated as inner mitochondrial membrane peptidase subunit 1. Gene Ontology annotation, cellular component: mitochondrial inner membrane peptidase complex; membrane. The transcript has 8 exons. Gene Ontology annotation, molecular function: serine-type endopeptidase activity. Lineage: Eukaryota; Metazoa; Chordata; Mammalia; Eulipotyphla; Talpidae. The record is from RefSeq and is a predicted model, not a curated record. Bases 454 to 954 code for a protein of 166 amino acids.
AUGCUGAAAAGUGCUCUUACGUUAGGACAGCAGACUCUUCUACGGAGCCAGGAAUCUUGAAACUGUGGAUCAUCCAUAUAUGCUUUGAUAACCUGAUUUAGAUGUUUUAUUUUCUGGAAGUCCUGCAACUAUCCUAAACAUUGAAAGUAUUGUAGAACAGACCUAUGGUGAAGCGACUUCCAGUCAUUUGGAAAGGAUGGGAUGAAAAGGAACCUUGGUGAUAAUUUUGAUGUCUGCAAGAUUUGGUACCAGUGUAAUGGGAUUAUCGGUAACACCUUCACUGCAGAAAAAGCCACCUGGCGCUAUAACUGGCAGCAACUGAGAACUAAUCCUUUCCCAUCUCUUGGAUGUCAUUCAUGAAGCUCAAAGCGAUUUCUAUCCUGCUAACUGUGAUUAAUUUUAUAAACAACAACAAAAAAUUCAGGCCAAUGGUAGCAGAGACUACAUAGAACUAUGCAUCGUGGUGUUCUGGGAAAAACCUUUCGACUUGUUGGCUAUACUAUUCAGUAUGGCUGUAUAGCUCAUUGUGCUUUUGAAUAUGUUGGUGGUGUUGUCAUGUGUUCUGGACCAUCAAUGGAGCCUACAAUUCAAAAUUCAGAUAUUGUCUUUGCAGAAAAUCUUAGUCGACACUUUUAUGGUAUCCAAAGAGGUGACAUUGUGAUUGCAAAAAGCCCAAAUGAUCCAAAAUCAAAUAUUUGUAAAAGAGUAAUUGGUUUGGAGGGAGACAAGAUCCUCACCAAUAGUCCAUCAGAUUUCUUUAAAAGUCAUAGUUAUGUGCCAACAGGUCAUGUUUGGUUAGAAGGUGAUAAUCUACAGAAUUCUACAGAUUCCAGGUACUAUGGGCCUAUUCCAUAUGGACUAAUAAGAGGACGUAUAUUUUUUAAGAUAUGGCCUCUGAGUGAUUUUGGAUUUCUGCGUGACAGCCCUAAUGGCCACAGAUUUUCUGAUGAUUAGCAAGCAUUUAUUUUGAUCUGAUUACUGUCUCCUGUUCAAGUUAAUUUCUUAUUGCUACUGAAACCAUGUACCUAAUAAUAAACUAUUUGUAUUCAGCUUUAGUUAUUUUUAAUUGGGAAAAAUAAUUCAACACACACUGUGAAAGCUACAGUACUUCAAAAUAUAUGGAUAAAAAUGUAACCCCAAAUCAUUUAAAUUUUGAUAGAGUUAAAAUAUUUUUAGGGGGAAAAUCUGGAUGACUACCUCACUGAAUUUUUUGUUUUAUAGGUAAAAUGAGAGUAUCUCCUCUUGAAUAUGCCUCAUACUUUAGCUACAUUUACAAAUCAGAUUAGUGUCAUUUUUAAGUCUAACCCAACAAUAAAUGCCAGUUUGUUCUAAUAAAAAGUUGCUAUGUCACAUGCUUUGCUUACUCAUUUGAAAUAGAAGUUUAAACAAUCCCCAAAAGAACCCUAAAGUUCUUUAAAUAUGUACUCAUAUUGUACAUAGAAUAUGAACUAUAUAGAAAAAUAAAAUCUUAAGACUAUUAAAGUCAUUAACAAUAUAUAUAAAAGUCUGUUUCAUCAUAACAGCAAUGCAGUGGUUUCUUAUUCACAAAUAUAGGCAUUGCUACUCUAUUUUAAUACUUUGAAUAAUGUACCUGUUUCAAAUUAUUUUCUUUUAAGCUACCAUUUCCUAAAUCACAUUUAAAGUUGUGGACGGUAGUGCUGAAGAGCAUGUUCCCAUUAAUACUGCCACAUGAAGAUUUUGAAUACAAUGCUAAGGUUGAAGUCAUGUCUUCUGAUUCCAAAGCUAUAUUUUUUUACAGCUGCCACUUUGCCUUCUUUAUUAACUUUUAUUUACUUUAUUAACUAUAUCUCAUGAAAACCCCUAUCUACUCUUUAUUAUGGGAGAACUAAGUUUAUGCUAUUCACAAAGAUUAUAAUUUACUUUCAGUGACUUGAGAAUUUGAAAUAAGUAUACAGUAGGCAUACAGCUUUAGCAGCUAGAAACAUCAUCUAUUACAUCAAAAAUGUAGUAACUACAAAGGCACAUGAUAAUCCUAUGACCCAUUAAAAAAAGGAGCUAUGAGUAUUUAAAAAACAAAAUUUUUAUUUUGUACCAAGGAAAAAAGGAACCAAUAAUAAUACAAGUUCUCAGAUGGGAAUUUAUGAAAUAUAAUUUAUAGUUCAUGUUCUCCCCUUUUUGGUGACCUGUAAAAUAUAAAUUAUAAACACACAGAAAAACCUAAAAUGAAUUUUCUAUUAAUAUGCGGUGGCCUUUGUUUGACAAUUUCAUAUUUUCUGUGCAAAUAUGAGCAGAUUGAAAAAGAAGCCCACUUCUUAUCAGCUUUAUACAUUUGCUUGAUGCACAAAGUUGGAACGGAUUUUUCUCAGCCUGUCUGUAUACACAGUGAAAGAAAACAUUAUGUGAACAAUUUCAGCUAUAAUGAAGUAUUUCUAUAAUUAGUGAACAUGUAUCACAAGAAACCAGGGUAACUUCCUCUGCUUCCUCCUUGGAAACACUGUAUGUUCCACCACAUCGGCAACUUAGAGAAAAAGAGUGAUCAUCUGCAAAGAAAACAAAAGAACACUUUAAAUGAGUACAGUGGGUCCUCCCUGGUGGCGCAAGGCGUUAAGAUGCAACCUAUGAAGCUGUCCUCAGUCAAUGCAGCAUGAGUUCGAUCCCCAGCCAGGGAGGUGGCCCACAUGGAGCAGCAGACCUCUCCUGUCUCACCCGCUGCUCCCCUCAGCAGUGUAUUUCUGUCAAUCCGCCUGUUCGGUUUCCCACUCUGUCUCUGAUGAAUCCUCUCAGGCUCUGCACCUCUGGGCUGUACCCCAGUUCUUGUAUGCAUAAAUAAAUAAAUCUUUAAAAAAAUGAGUACUAGCAUUUUAAAAAAUGCUGUUUGUUAUACACACACACAAAAUGCAAAGCAAAAGAAGUAAAAAAUGUAUAAGAUGUAUGUAAAUGAGAACUCAAAAAAAUAUUCUUGUCAAAGGGGCAGUGUUUCUA